Messenger RNA from Homarus americanus (American lobster), 2384 nucleotides. Its product is annotated as dymeclin-like. Gene Ontology annotation, cellular component: Golgi apparatus. Gene Ontology annotation, biological process: Golgi organization. The record is from RefSeq and is a predicted model, not a curated record. NCBI's taxonomy places the organism in Eukaryota, Metazoa, Arthropoda, Malacostraca, Decapoda, Nephropidae.
UUCAGACUAUCGACUUUUGGAGGAAUCUGUGACACCCCUAUACAUGGAACUUCUGCAAAAUCAUGCAACCAGUGGCAAUGUGGCAGCCCUAAUCCGUGUAUUCCUUGCCAGAGCAACAGAGCUCAAGGCGUCAGCACAGUGUGACAAUAGUGUGUUUACAUGGCAAGCAUACAAUGCACUCUUUAUUGUUCGUUGUGUAUGCAAGUUACAUAUUCAACAUCUUUCUGAAGAGGAAGUGAUUGAAGUUGUGCAGACAUCCCCACCCUCCACAGAAGAAGGUGGAGUACCAGAAGAUAACUCAAAUUUGGUGGAAGAUCUGGUGACGAGUCUAGUUGAGGUCAUAGUGGAUGUGCCUCUGGUUGACCUCACUUAUGCACUCCAUCAUGAAGCCACCACCACACUCCUUGUUCUAACUUCAGCAUUGGUGUUUGCAUCAGGAGAGUUGUGCUACUUAACCAUUUUGAAAAUGUUGAUGACUGGCCGUGCUUCCAUCCAUGCUUGUCUGUUUGUCAAGACAUUAUUAAAACGCUUCAUGGCACAAGACAAACCUCCAGCUAAAGAUGGAGGUGGCAGUGUUGUACUUGGAUUGGCUUCUGGACUGUGGAAUGUUCUGACCCUGGGGCUAGUUGGGAAUGGAGAGGACACUACUAAAAGAGGACCUGAGUCACCACUAGCAUCACAGAGUGUGUUAUUGCUUUUGGUGUUAGCCAACCACUAUACCGCUGACCGUACCACCAGGAACCCUUACCGGCAAGCACUGCUACAUGCACAGAACUUCCAUGAUCCAGCAGAAAGCACACCAACUCAGGCAGUGGCAACAUUCAAAUUAGAGUUUGCCACAUUAUACAAGACCUUGUGUACUCAUCUUCAUGAUGACCAGACAACGCUGCUCCUGUACCUACUCCUUCAUAAAAAUGAAGAUUUCCGCACCUACGUCCUGUCCCGAACAGACAUGGAGAGUUUGAUUCUUCCAAUCCUCCACACUCUCUACCAUGCUCCAGACAGUACUUCCCAUCAUAUCUAUAUGUCACUUAUCAUCUUACUCAUCCUUUCUGAAGAUGAUUCCUUCAACAAAACAAUUCACGAUAUACCAUUGAAGAACAUCACAUGGUACACAGAGCGCCUUAUUAACGACAUCUCACUCGGAGGACUCCUCAUUCUCGUUGUCAUCAGAACUAUAACCUACAAUAUGACCAAAAUGAGGGACAAAUACCUGCACACCAACUGCUUAGCUGCCCUGGCCAAUAUGUCAAGUCAGUUCCGGUCGCUUCACCCUUAUGUAUGCCAGCGGCUUGUUAGCCUUUUUGAGACGCUCAGUAAAAGACAUGCUCGUCUGUGUGAGUCCAUCAAGAUGGCUGAAGAUCUUCUUGAGGAGUCUGAAAAUGACAUGCCAGAUGCUCUAAGUGAUGUUAGUGUUUUGGAGGAAGUCCUCCGGAUGGUCUUGGAAAUUUUGAAUUCCGUCUUGACCCACCAGUUGGCUCACAACCAUAACCUGGUUUAUACAUUGCUCUACAAACGACAUCUCUUCCAACCCUUUUCAACGCACCCAAACUUUCAAGAUGUGACACAGAAUAUAGAAAUGGUUCUUUCUUAUCUGAUGGGUCGCCUGGAGACCACUAAGAGGGAUCCAGGAGUUCAAGAUGUGCAGGAAGUGAUCCAGCAAGGUGUGCUCCAUCUACCAAAAGACCGUCUAAAGAAAUUCCCUGAAUUAAAAUUCAAAUAUGUAGAGGAGAAUGAACCAGAGGAAUUUUUCAUUCCUUAUGUGUGGACACUUGUGUAUCAUAAGUCAGGAUUGUACUGGAAUCCAAAGUGCAUCUGUAUGUUUGAUCCCUCUCAACCUGAUGGUUAAAGCCAAAUACUAGCCAAAUCAGGUGUUGAUGUUGUUUUCAAUUUGAUAAAUGUGUUUUUAUCAUUGUGUUUUGUUGCAAUUUUUUUUAAAGGUUUACUGUUAGCAGGUGGGAUAAACAAUAUGCAUAAAAUAGCUGUGAGUUAGUUAGGCCUGUUAUUUGAUGGCAGUGUUUUUGUAUUUAAAAUUUAUUGUAUUUCAUCAAGAUCAGGAAUAACUACAUUAGAUCUUUUGUAAGACUGUGAGAUAAUCUGUAAUUAGAAAAGUUUUUGUAUACAUAAUUAGUCUGGAAUACUGCUAGAUAGAGAUACUAGUUAAAAUAGUUAAACAGUUUUGAUAAAUAUCAUGUAUUUAAUUUUAACUGCAUUCGAUUUGUAUGUUUUUUCUUUAUUUAUAUCACUUAAUUUCAAACCUUGUUUGGUAGCCACAGAUUCUGAAUAUAGUUGAACCAGUAUAGUAUUAGGUUGUAAUUCUUAAGCUAUUUCGCAAAAUUAUGUUUGGUAUAAGUAUAAAAGAAUAUAUCAUUUUAAUAUAAAUG